Carassius auratus (goldfish) is the source of this 2257-nucleotide messenger RNA. RefSeq lists its product as uncharacterized. NCBI's taxonomy places the organism in Eukaryota, Metazoa, Chordata, Actinopteri, Cypriniformes, Cyprinidae. The transcript has 6 exons. The record is from RefSeq and is a predicted model, not a curated record. The coding region runs from base 15 to 1262 and encodes 415 amino acids.
GGAAUAUUGUGAAAAUGACGCUUAGAAUUCUCUGCAAUUCACUUUCAGGGAUCUUGUUUUUACUCGACCACGUCGCAUCUGGUGUUGGAUCAGAUAAACUGUCGGUGUCAGUGAUGGAGGGAGAUUCAGUAAUUUUUCACACUGGUGUUAAAACAAACCAACAAGAGGAUAUUAAAUGGUAUUUCAGGGACACUCGCAUCGCUCAGAUCAGUGGAGAUCUCAGUUUUAUCUGUACAGAUGUUCAGUGUAAUGAAGGGACUGAGAGAUUCAGAGACAGACUGAAGCUGAAUCAUCAGACUGGAUCUCUGACCAUCAUGAACAUCACAAACACUGACUCUGGAUAUUAUAAACUGAAGAUCAUCAGUAGUACCAGCAGCAGUGAAAAAGCCUUCAAUGUUAUCGUCAAAAUUGCAUCUGGUGUUGGAUCAGAUAAACUGUCGGUGUCAGUGAUGGAGGGAGAUUCAGUCGCUCUACACACUGGUGUUGCUACAAACCAACAAGAAGAUAUUAAAUGGUAUUUCAGUGACACUCGCAUCGCUCAAAUCAGUGGAGAUCUCCGUUUUAUCUGUUCAGAUGUUGAGUGUAAUGAAGGGACUGAGAGAUUCAGAGACAGACUGAAGCUGGAUCAUCAGACUGGAUCUCUGACCAUCAUGAACAUCACAAACACUGACUCUGGAGAAUAUAAACUGAAGAUCAUCAGUAGUACCAGCAGCAGUGAAAAAAACUUCAAUGUUAUCGUCAAAAGUGUUCCUGCUGCUGAACGAGAUGAAGUGAAGACAAACGAGGGAGAAUCUGUCACUUUAGAUUCUGGUGAAAGAAGAAAACCAAAUGAUGUGUUGACAUGGUUUUUUAAUGACACUCUCAUCGCUCGAAUUACUGGUGAUCACAAUAAAACCUGUACAGAUGUUCAGUGUAAAGAUAAUGACCAGAGAUUCAGAGACAGACUGAAGCUGGAUCAUCAGAAUGGAUCUCUGACCAUCAUGAACAUCACAAACACAGACUCUGGAGAAUAUACACUAGAGAUCAUCAGCAGCAGCAGUUUUAGUAUCACCAGAGUGAAAAGAUUAAAUGUUAAUGUCAUUGAUUCAGGGUUGUCUUCAGCUGCUGUAGCAGGAAUAGUUGUUUCUGUUCUGCUUGCAGUCGCAGCUCUGAUUGCUGGUUUGAUUUACAUUUACUGUCGCUCCAAGAGAUACAGCAGAGCACCACAGCAUGUGAAUGGUGUUAAUAAAGACAUUGCUUUGAGUGACAAAGGACAUCUUUAAAUCAAUCUCAAGGUGAAACUGGCUUAAUAAUAAUAAUAAUAAUAAUAAUAAUAAUAAUAAUAAUAAUAAUAAUGGAGAGUCCAGGAUUUCAAUUUCAAUUUAAAAAUAGAUAUUUGUAAAUGAAUUAAGAACAUUUAGACUAACAUGAUAUAUGAGCAAUAAUGUAAAUAACUAAACAACACGUGGGAAUAGAUGUAUUUUUCAAUAAAUGCUUUUUUCAAAGCUGCUAAAGUGUUCUAGACAGGAAUGUUGAGCGAUUAUUUCUUUCUUAUCUUUUGCAAAAAGACAUAAGACAUUUCUCUUUUGCAAGAAGACAUAAGACAUUUCUCUUGCCUGUUCACAUCCUCCUACAACUGUGACACAAUGAGUGCAUUUUCCACAAUUGCCUCACAGAGAAGAGCAUUAUACAGAAAUGUCACUCCUCACACUCUUAGUGGAGGACAAAAAGUGCUCUUCAUAGUCUGCACUACUGAUACUGUAAAUGUUUCUACUGUUUUUGACUGAGAUUAUUAUGUUACAAAUGUAUAUUUGGAUUAGUCACUAACAUUAACCCAGACUGGAACAAACUCUGAAUAGCAUUGCUUUUUAUAGCCUACAGUAUGUCCACCCUGUAAGCCUGGAAAGUCACUGAUUUAUUUUGAGGUUAAUGAAAGACCUACUGUAGCUGAGAGUAUUUAGGAUCAGUGCCUGUAACUGGAUGCGGUGUCGGAACAUGUUUCUCUGGUGAUUGGUAAUGUGCUGUUGUUGUUUUGUUUUUUUAAUCAUGAAUAAAUAAGAACUGGAAACAAAUGUUUGGUUUCUCAAUGCUGAAAGAGGUACACUGUUAUUAAUGCAACAUCAACAGAAUAUUUUUAGACAUUUUCUUUUUCCGUCCUCCUGAGUCAUCAGCAGCCGUUUAAACACUUCUGUCUUUCACACAAAAGUUGGAAUGGAAGGCUUACUAAUGGGAAUAAGAAAGGUGGAUUAUCUUUUUCUCCCUUUUAUGGCAUCAUGUC